This is a messenger RNA of Trichosurus vulpecula (common brushtail), 735 nucleotides long. Its product is annotated as disks large homolog 2-like. Gene Ontology annotation, molecular function: protein binding. The transcript is spliced from 6 exons. The record is from RefSeq and is a predicted model, not a curated record. Bases 1 to 735 code for a protein of 244 amino acids. Gene Ontology annotation, cellular component: postsynaptic density membrane; neuron projection; neuromuscular junction. Gene Ontology annotation, biological process: chemical synaptic transmission. NCBI's taxonomy places the organism in Eukaryota, Metazoa, Chordata, Mammalia, Diprotodontia, Phalangeridae.
AUGAACGCCUACCUUACUAAACAGCAGAGCUGCUGCGGGGGGUCGGAGGGGAUGGAUGCUGGCAGGACUGUGCCUACACUGACGAGGGAAGCUCACUGUGCCUGUGGCUGGCAGAGGAAUCCACAGGGGCUCGGCUACGGAGCUCAGACCAUGCCGUCUUCAGGAGCCGGCGGCCAACCCCCAAACAGGACCAAGCUUGUCACCCUGUGGGACAGUGUGCGGAAAAGCCCACAGAAAAUGGGGGCUAAGAGCAAAGGGCCAUGUGGGGAGCGCUGCUCCUGCCCCCAUGGCUGGUUUAGCUCCCCAGCACAGGCAAGCCCUGCUCCUAUUAUUGUCAACACAGAUACUUUGGAUACUAUUCCUUAUGUCAAUGGAACAGAAAUUGAAUACGAAUUUGAAGAAAUCACAUUGGAGAGGGGCAAUUUGGGGCAAUUCUGGCUGGGAUUCAGUAUUGCUGGAGGCACAGAUAAUCCCCACAUUGGAGAUGAUCCUGGCAUAUUUAUUACGAAGAUUAUACCAGGAGGAGCUGCAGCAGAGGAUGGCAGACUCAGGGUCAAUGACUGUAUCUUGCGGGUGAAUGAGGUGGAUGUCUCAGAAGUCUCCCAUAGUAAAGCAGUGGAGGCACUAAAGGAGGCAGGUUCGAUAGUCCGACUGUAUGUCCGUCGAAGGCGGCCUAUUUUGGAAACAGUUGUAGAAAUCAAACUUUUCAAAGGUCCUAAAGGUAAUUGCUUUUAA